CUCGCCCCCCCGCCCCCCCUCUCCCGUGCCCGUCGCCCGCCUCCAGCGCCCCCCGCCCGCUGCCCAUUCACGAUGUCAAUGAACUCGGCCAUUCUGACAAUGGCCUACAGCAACAUCAGGGCCCAGGAGGAGCAGCACCGGCAGUCGCCCCUCCGGUCGGAGCUGACCCCGGAAACCGUGCAAGCUGCCCGCAAGACAAUGGUUCGCUUCGCUGAGGCUGCCUUCGGCCCGGCCGACGCACCAAUGACCGGGCUGAGCAAAGUUCAGGACGCCAUUCGCCGGCGUGUCCCGGCCACUGUUCUUCUCACUGUACGCCCCGCCCUUUUACACCCUACACACGCACACAUGCAUAUGCCACAAAGUAUGCGGCUGACUUCCGGUGCCUAUCUACUGCGCGCGCAGCGUGCCCUUGACACCGACGCCCGGCGCUUGCGUCAUGCGCAUGACACGCUGGAGUCCCUCAUUCACUCGUCCGGACCAUCCGGCAACGACCAGACGCCUGGGGUGACGAAUACCCAUCGCCAGUCCGACGGUCAAGAUCUGACCGUGUUGUCAAGUGAAUGCCGCACGAGGGCCCAGGCCUCCCUCCGGCGGACCAUGGCUGCCCUGCGUCUGGCGACGGUCCUCUCGCAACGCGGACACAUGCGCUCUGGGCCUAUGGGCCCACGCCUUCCGACCGGAGGGGCUGCCCCCUCUGCAGCCUCGGUGCCCCGUCAAGGCAACAAUAUCUCGGUGCUGCGGUCGCCCGUGGCGGCGGCCGCUGGGGUUCCGGCGAGCCCGGUCCCUCUGACGUCCUCGGAGCCCGUCGAGGAACCGGCCGCAGCCGGGAUCAUGUUUUCCAUCCAAGGCCCAAUCCUCGGGCUGGACGAGGCGCCCUCGCCACUGGCUCCCACCGAGGCGUCGGUUUCCAGCAGUCCGAUCCUCAAUACACACCAACAAUGGACUGUGAAUGGUCAUGUGUAUGCCGAUAUGUAUGACGCCGACGGCGGAUCAGAUGACUUUGGUCUGCAAUAUAAGUCCUUCUGAUGUGGGCAAUGCCGUUCCACAUAUCGACA
Molecule: messenger RNA, 1055 nt
Organism: Fonticula alba
Lineage: Eukaryota; Rotosphaerida; Fonticulaceae
Exons: 3
Coding region: 73-1026 (317 amino acids)
Source: RefSeq, a predicted model, not a curated record